Messenger RNA from Sphaeroforma arctica JP610, 393 nucleotides. RefSeq lists its product as hypothetical. Gene Ontology annotation, cellular component: cytoplasm. NCBI's taxonomy places the organism in Eukaryota, Ichthyosporea, Ichthyophonida. The transcript is spliced from 2 exons. The annotation marks the transcript as partial. The record is from RefSeq and is a predicted model, not a curated record.
AUACAUGGAGAAUAUUGCCACUCAUCCUGACGAAGCAAAGUACCGCAAAAUCCGAGUGGGCAACAACGCGUUUCAGUCACGUGUGAAGGCGUGUAUAGGGGCAGACGACUUCUUCGCCGCUGUAGGGUUUGAAACACAACAGUUGCCGCAUGAAGAAUCCACCGCCGAGUUUUACGUGCUGCCUGAGUCCGGAGAUACCGUGCUUCUUGAUGUUGCCAUAGCAACCUUAAAGUCGCCUCCGCAACCGCCAGUACAUCGACAAAGGUGCGUUUGCUCAAGGGACAUGUGGAUACUGGAAUGCACAUAGCUACCAAUAAGAAAGUCUACUUGUUUUGCUUCAGCUGUUGCGCUCUUGUCGCGUUCACGUAAGUCCUUGUCGUGUGCAUAUAGGUC